UUCAAAUAUGACCGUUACUUUUCCCCCCAUUUCAUCCCCUAAAUCUCAACAAAUUCCCUUCACUUCUCUCACUCUGCUUCAAGAAACCUUGAACAACAUCAUCCCCAAUUCCCAUAUUUCUCUCAAUCUCCUCAAAUCUUCCACCAAUUCCAUCAAAUCAAAUCAAAAAAAUGGGUCUAACAAUCGUCUCUCCAUCAAGCUCAGAACCCCAUUACAAGACCAAAAAACUCUUCCUUUACAGCAAUUACAUGCUCUUAGGAGCAGCCACAAGCUGCAUAUUCCUAACCCUUUCCCUCCGCCUCAUUCCAUCUCUUUGCGGCUUCUUCUUCAUCCUCCUUCACCUCCUCACCAUCCUUGGCGCUUUAGCAGGUGCUCAUGCUGCCAGCACUGGUGCUCACUGCUGGUACGGUGCUCACAUGGCCACCACAGUCCUCACCGCCAUCUUUCAGGGAUCCAUAUCAGUCCUUAUCUUCACUAGGAGUGAUGAUUUCUUGGUUAGCCUUAAAUCCUAUGUUGAAGAGAGUAGUGGGGUUAUGAUCUUGAAAUUGGCUGGUGGACUUUGUGUGCUUAUGUUCUGUUUGGAAUGGAUUGUUCUUACUGUUGCCUUCUUCUUAAAGUAUUAUGCUGUUGUUGAAGGUGAUGUUAAUGGCGGAAUGAAAAAGAGUACAGCUAAAGUUGGAAGUUCAGAUGAAGAAUUGGGCUAUUUGCCUUACCCUGCUGGACUUAAUGUGUAGAAAUUGAUAGAGAAAAUUAAGCAAAUUGAAAAGGGCAUUGCUACUUUGAUGCCAUGAUUAGGAUGAUGAUGUUAAUUGUUAUGUGUUUUAAAUGAAUUGAGUAUUCUUUCAUUCUUUAAUUUCUGUAAUUUUAAUGUGGUUUUGGUGUAAUAUUCUUAAUGGGUUAUAUGGUAUAUGUAUAAUGUAAGUUGUAAUAGAGAUUAUAUUAAGAAAUCUUUUUUAUUUUUUAUUUUUUUUACUAUUUCAGGAGUAUGCUAUAUGAUUAAUAGCUAUAAAAAU
Amaranthus tricolor (Joseph's coat) is the source of this 1013-nucleotide messenger RNA. RefSeq lists its product as uncharacterized. The transcript has a single exon. Bases 171 to 734 code for a protein of 187 amino acids. The record is from RefSeq and is a predicted model, not a curated record. NCBI's taxonomy places the organism in Eukaryota, Viridiplantae, Streptophyta, Magnoliopsida, Caryophyllales, Amaranthaceae.